Molecule: messenger RNA, 1709 nt
Organism: Entrophospora sp. SA101
Lineage: Eukaryota; Fungi; Glomeromycota; Glomeromycetes; Entrophosporales; Entrophosporaceae
Source: the annotation of a GenBank genome assembly
CGAUGAGUUUACAAGUUAAAGAGAUCUUGUGUCAUGAGACAUCUAAAUAUCAAGAUGUUUUAAUAUUUAAAUCUGAGACAUAUGGAAAUGUACUGGUCUUGGAUGGUGUAAUACAGUGUACUGAACGUGAUGAAUUUGCUUAUCAAGAAUUGAUUACGCAUAUUCCAAUGACUUGUCACCCUAAUCCUAAAAAGGUUUUGGUGAUUGGUGGAGGUGACGGAGGCGUUAUUCGUGAAAUUGUAAAACAUGAUUCAGUUGAAGAAGUUACAUUAUGUGAGAUUGAUGAGGCAGUAAUUAGAUUAUCCAAGAAGUAUCUUCCAGAUAUGGCAGUUGGAUUUUCUCAUCCAAGGGUUACUAUUCAUAUUGGCGAUGGAUUUCCUUAUCUAAAAGACAAACAAAAUACUUUUGACGUCAUCAUUACUGAUUCCUCUGACCCUGUUGCAGAAUCAUUAUUUCAAGCAGAAUAUUUUGGGUUAUUGAAAAAUGCAUUGCGUGAAUGUCAAUGGCUUCAUCUUCCAUUAAUCUCUGAAGUUCAGGGAUAUUGUAGAUCAGUAUUUAAAGUAGUUGAUUAUGCAUUCACCACGAUUCCCACAUAUCCUUCUGGUCAAAUUGGUUUCAUCUUAUGUGGAAGAGAUGAUAACGUUGAUUUUAGAAAACCAAUUAGAACUUGGUCAGAAGAAGAAGAAGCCAAGUUAUUUAAGUAUUAUAAUUCAGAAAUUCAUAAAGCUGCUUUUGUCUUGCCUCAAUUUACUAAAAAUUUUUUGAAAAGUGCUGAUUCUUUGGUUGAUUCUUUAAAGAAAUCUAUUUUCAACGAUGAGAAGGCAAAAUCAGCUACUGUUUUUUCUUUACUAGCUUGUAAUAAUAUAGACGACCAAUCAUUACUUAAAGAUAUAGAUAUCACUAUUAUUCUCGGUAACAAACAAAGACCGUUGCCCAAACCCUUUAAUAAUCGUCCUGGAUAUGAUAUGAAGUAUGUUGUGUCAUACAUCAACAAUUAUCAUCCUAUUUAUUAUGUUGAAGAAUUUGAGAAAAUCGAAAGAUCAUAUGACAACUUGUCUAUCGUAAAACGGGAUGAAAAACUUAUUCAAUGGGCAGUACGAGUUAGAAUCAAUCUUCAAGAUUUAUUAAUUCUUGAAAAUUCAUUCUUACAAUUUAACUGGACAAAAGAAGCAAAAAUUUAUACGUAUACGGAAAGAAGAUUUCAACCAAAUCAUAUCGAAGGAAUAUUAAUUGCAUAUAGAAACGGUGAUAUCUCAACUCAACGUUGUAGGAGUAAUAAAAAAGAAUUUUCGACCAAAAAUAAUGAGCAUGAUCCUGAUUGUAAAGACAGGUUCAUUGUGGAUUCCGUAUACUAUGACGAUUCAGAUGCAUUUUUGGUAUACUUUACUCAAGAAUCCGAUGACAUUUGUGAUGAAGCAACUGGUUACCUCCUUGUCUGUUUUAAUAAUAUUGGCAAAAUAGCAUCAAUUCGUAUAGCAUCACCAUCAAAGCAUAUCCGAGGGAUAGCAAGCGAGGAGCCAUCCUUUACACUCAAUCCUACUUAUGAUGAGAAACGUGAUGUAUUUAAGAUUAAUUUUACAGAUUCUGCUCCCAUGACCACGUUCAAAAAAACUGAAGUUGAAGAUGUCGAGCUGGAAAUAGAUAAUGAAGGAAAGCUCGUUACAUUGUUGUUUCAUAAUGCCAGUAACAAAAUGUCAAACAUAUCAUAA